UACAUAGCAAAGCUUUUCCAUUCCAUCAAAGUCAGUCUUCUUCUAAUCUUCUCCGGUACAUAAUUUCUACAACCAUCAAAACCGGAUCAAAUCAGAAAGCUAUUUCCGAUGAAAUCCAUGGCUGCUCCUCCGUCUUCCCUCCUCGGUCCACCUGAAAUCCACCGCCAAACCACCACCACCACCCGAAGGGCGGCCACCGACCGCUUCAUGGAUCUAAUGGUGGCCAAUUUCAACUCCGGCGGUCUCACUUCAGACCCACCCAUGGGCUACACAGAGAAUUUCUCCCGAACCUUCCUCUCCACUGGAAACCCCUGUCUCGACUUCUUCUUCCACGUCGUCCCCGACACCCCUGCCUCAACCCUAACCCACCGUCUCCAAUCGGCCUGGGAUCACAACCCCCUCAUCGCCCUCAAAUUGGUCUGCAAUUUGCGUGGCGUUCGGGGCACCGGCAAGUCCGACAAGGAAGGGUACUACACGGCGGCUCUCUGGCUCCACAACCACCACCCCAAAACCCUCGCCUGCAAUGUCGCCUCUCUCGCCGACUUCGGUUACUUCAAGGACUUGCCGGAGAUUCUCUACCGCCUUCUCGAAGGCCCCGACGUCCGCCGAAUAGCCAAGCAAGAGUGGAAGUCAAGGAAAUCGGGGAACAGAAGGGUUCCGGUGCGACCUGGAGUAUUCAGAGGAGGAUUGAAACCGAAGAAGGUGGAAAGGUCGCCGAGAGAGGCUAGGGUUUUAGCGGAAAUGAAGAGGGCAGAGAUCGAGAAAGAGAUGGCGAGUAAUUCGAGGGAAGAUAAGAAGAUCGCCGCUGCGAAAAAAGCCUUGGAACGGUACAGCCGAGAUCCGGAUUACCGGUUCUUGUUCGACCGCGUUUCGGACCUCUUCGCCGAAUGCCUUAAAUCCGAUAUUAACAGCUUGAAUUCCGGCGAAUCGAACAAGAUCAGCCUCGCUGCCAAGUGGUGUCCUUCUCUGGACUCUUCUUUCGAUCGUUCGAUUCUGCUCUGCGAGAGCAUUGCGAGGAGGGUUUUCCCUCGCGAGUCUUACCCUCAAGAAUACGAAGCCAUUGAAGAUGCUCAUUACGCUUAUCGCGUUCGUGAUCGGCUUCGAAAGCAAGUCCUCGUGCCUCUUCGUAAAGCCUUGGAAUUGCCCGAGGUUUACAUUGGGGCUAACCAGUGGAAUUCAAUCCCUUACAACAGAGUCGCCUCUGUAGCCAUGAAAUUGUACAAAGACAAGUUCUUAAAGCAUGACAAAGAACGAUUCGAGGAAUAUCUGGAGAGAGUGAAGUCCGGGAAGGCCACGAUUGCUGCCGGAGCGUUGUUGCCGCACGAAAUCAUUGGAGCGUUGAAUGAUGGAGAUGGUGGCCAAGUUGCAGAGCUUCAGUGGAAGAGAAUGGUGGAUGAUAUGUCCAAGAAGGGGAAGCUAAAGAAUUGUCUAGCAGUCUGUGAUGUAUCGGGUAGUAUGGAAGGUAUUCCAAUGGAGGUAUCUGUUGCUCUUGGUGUGUUGGUUUCAGAACUGAGUGAAGAGCCAUGGAAAGGGAAGCUCAUUACAUUUAGCCAUAACCCAAAGCUUCAGAUGGUUGAAGGAGACAAUUUGAUAUCGAAGAUUGAGUUUGUAAGGCGUAUGGAAUGGGGGAUGAACACUGAUUUCCAGGCAGUGUUUGAUUUGAUAUUGCAAGUGGCUGUAAAUGGGAAUUUGAGCGAGGAAGAGAUGAUCAAGAGAGUGUUUGUGUUUAGCGACAUGGAAUUUGAUCAGGCUUCCUUUUGUCCUUGGGAAACGGAUUACCAGGCGAUAGUGAGGAAGUUUGGAGAGAAGGGGUAUGGAUCCGCAGUGCCGGAGAUUGUGUUCUGGAAUUUGAGGGAUUCGAGGGCGACCCCGGUGCCAGGGAACCAGAAAGGGGUGGCGCUUGUGAGUGGAUUUUCGAAGAAUUUGAUGACUAUAUUCUUGGAGGAAGGUGGGGAUUUGAACCCAGAGGCUGUCAUGGAAGCUGCCAUUGCUGGUGAAGAGUAUAAGAAACUUGUUGUGCUUGAUUGAUCAUAUAAUAAUAUUAAGAAACUCGAAUAGAGGACCAAUCAGUUUAAAUUUUCCCAGCCUCUCUGAAGGUAAUGAGACAGACAUGUAAAUCUUGAAAAUUUAAUAAAGAAAAUCACUUUAUUCCAUUUUUUGA
Messenger RNA from Camellia sinensis, 2161 nucleotides. RefSeq lists its product as uncharacterized. The record is from RefSeq and is a predicted model, not a curated record. NCBI's taxonomy places the organism in Eukaryota, Viridiplantae, Streptophyta, Magnoliopsida, Ericales, Theaceae.